This is a messenger RNA of Gossypium raimondii (Peruvian cotton), 1360 nucleotides long. Its product is annotated as glyceraldehyde-3-phosphate dehydrogenase 2, cytosolic. NCBI's taxonomy places the organism in Eukaryota, Viridiplantae, Streptophyta, Magnoliopsida, Malvales, Malvaceae. The coding region runs from base 142 to 1152 and encodes 336 amino acids. The record is from RefSeq and is a predicted model, not a curated record. Gene Ontology annotation, biological process: glucose metabolic process. The transcript is spliced from 11 exons. Gene Ontology annotation, molecular function: oxidoreductase activity, acting on the aldehyde or oxo group of donors, NAD or NADP as acceptor; NADP binding; NAD binding.
UCUGUCACCAAUACUUCCUCUCAUAUAUAAACAACCCCCCUUUUUACUCAUUUUUUCCUCUCAAUUCUCACUUCCUUUACCUCCGUUCUUUUGCCGUCGUAUUUUUUUUUCCAGAGAUUUGUUCUUUUCGCUUCUUUCGUUAUGGGGAAGAUCAAGAUCGGAAUCAACGGAUUUGGAAGGAUCGGGCGUUUGGUUGCCAGAGUUGCUCUCCAAAGUGAAGAUGUUGAGCUCGUUGCUGUUAACGAUCCUUUCAUCACCACCGAUUACAUGACCUACAUGUUUAAGUAUGACAGUGUUCACGGUCAAUGGAAGCACCAUGAGCUUAAGGUGAAGGACCCAAAAACCCUUCUCUUUGGUGAAAAGCCUGUCACUGUUUUCGGCAUCAGAAACCCUGAAGAAAUCCCUUGGGGUGAGACUGGAGCUGAUUAUGUCGUUGAGUCUACUGGUGUUUUCACUGACAAGGACAAAGCUGCUGCCCAUUUGAAGGGUGGUGCAAAGAAGGUAAUCAUCUCUGCUCCCAGUAAGGAUGCUCCCAUGUUUGUUGUGGGUGUCAAUGAGAAGGAAUACAAGCCUGACCUUCACAUUGUAUCCAAUGCUAGCUGCACUACCAACUGCCUUGCUCCAUUGGCUAAGGUCAUCCAUGACAAAUUUGGCAUUGUUGAGGGUCUUAUGACCACUGUCCAUUCGAUUACUGCUACUCAAAAGACUGUUGAUGGUCCAUCAAUGAAGGACUGGAGAGGUGGUAGAGCUGCUUCGUUCAAUAUCAUUCCUAGCAGCACUGGAGCUGCCAAGGCUGUUGGCAAAGUGUUGCCAUCAUUGAAUGGCAAGCUGACUGGAAUGGCAUUCCGUGUUCCCACAGUUGAUGUCUCUGUGGUUGACCUCACGGUUAGGCUUGAGAAGAAGGCUUCUUAUGAAGAUAUCAAGGGCGCUAUCAAGGCGGAAUCUGAAACUAAUUUGAAAGGAAUUCUUGGCUACGUAGAUGAAGACUUGGUAUCGACUGACUUUGUUGGGGACAGCAGGUCAAGCAUCUUUGAUGCCAAGGCUGGCAUUGCAUUAAAUGACAAUUUUGUUAAGCUUGUCGCGUGGUACGAUAACGAAUGGGGUUACAGUUCUCGUGUGAUCGACUUGAUCCGGCACAUGGCUUCUGCGUAAGUGAGUGAUUUUGGUGAACCAAACUCAUUUCAUAAUGGACUUUUUAAUAAUAGCCUCGUUCUUCUGCUUUAGCAAAAUAUAGAAGAGAUGCUAUGGGAAUAAUAAUAGAAAUUGCUCGGGAUUCUGGGAGUUUCUAAUUUUACACUGUAAUUGUGUUCUGUCUGAAACACUUGUAAUAUAUGUCAAAACCGUUUUUUGAAAACAAAAA